UUAUUAUUUUAUCCAAAAUUUUGGCUCAAAUUUCGUUUUCUCUUUCUUUCUUCUCCUAUUCUCGCGUGCGCGCUUUGAGUUGGUUCUCGUUGAAUUGUGAACUCAGCAGCACAAGCUCCUUAAUUGUUUUUGUUCACUUUCCACCUCAAAUUCAAACAAACUAUGUGAGCAGCACACCUGUUUUGUUCUGUUUCAUGUUUUUUCUGUGUUGGUUGUUGUGCUGUUAUUUGGAUCUCUGAAACAUGAAUCUCGGCAACGGCAAGGGACCCAUGUCGACGACGGUUACUUCAAGUGUGGCUAUGAAAUCCGGCGACUCUGUUUCCGACCAGUUUCCGGCGGGUCUGCGGGUUCUGGUGGUUGAUGAUGAUCCCACGUGCCUCAUGAUUCUUGAGAAGAUGCUGCGCACAUGUCUCUAUGAAGUUACCAAAUGUCAUCGAGCGGAGACUGCACUCUCACUCCUUAGAGAGAAUAAAAAUGGGUUUGACAUUGUUAUUAGCGAUGUACAUAUGCCCGACAUGGAUGGAUUUAAGCUUUUAGAGCACAUUGGGUUGGAGAUGGAUCUUCCGGUUAUUAUGAUGUCUGCAGAUGAUGGUAAAAAUGUUGUUAUGAAGGGUGUAACACAUGGUGCUUGUGAUUACCUAAUCAAACCUGUUCGCAUAGAAGCUUUGAAGAACAUAUGGCAGCAUGUGGUUCGCAAGAGAAAGAAUGAGUGGAAAGAUACGGAGCAAUCAGGUAGUGCUGACGAAGGAGAUCGACAGCAAAAGGCAUCUGAUGAUGCAGAUUACUCAUCCUCAGCAAAUGAAGGCACUUGGAGGAACUCAAAGAAGAGAAGGGAUGAAGAAGAGGAAGCAGAGGAGAGAGAUGACACAUCCACAUUGAAGAAGCCACGGGUUGUUUGGUCUGUUGAGCUUCAUCAACAGUUUGUGGCUGCUGUGGAUCAAUUGGGAAUUGACAAGGCUGUUCCAAAAAAAAUUCUGGAAUUGAUGAACGUCCAUGGGCUCACUAGAGAAAAUGUUGCCAGCCAUCUCCAGAAAUACCGAUUGUAUCUUCGAAGGCUGAGUGGAGUUUCUCAGCACCAGAGUAACUUGAACAACUCCUUUCUCAGCCCACAAGAGGCAACAUUUGGGACAAUGCCUUCAAUUAAUGGAAUUGAUCUUCAAACUUUUGCAGUUGCUGGUCAGCUCCCAGCACAAAGUCUAGCCACACUUCAAGCCGCAGGGCUUGGUAGAUCAACUGCAAAAGCAGGCGUCCCCAUGCCUCUAAUGGAUCAAAGAAACCUUUUCAGUUUUGAAAAUCCAAGGUUAAGAUUUGGAGAAGGACAACAACAACAUUUAAGCACUAGUAAACCAAUGAACUUACUUCAUGGAAUACCCACCAACAUGGAGCCAAAGCAGCUUGCCAAUUUGCACCAGUCUACCCAAUCCCUUGGCAGCUUGAAUAUGCGAGUCAAUGCUUGUGCUACACAGAGCAACCCCUUAUUGAUGCAGAUGGCACAAUCCCAACCUAGAGGUCAGAUGCCAAGUGAAAAUACUGGUCCUCGUGUUCCCAGACUUCCGUCAUCUUUGGGGCAGCCAGCUGUACCAAAUGGAAUUUCUAAUGGUCUUCUGGGCAGAAAUGGGAUUGUCGCUAGUAACAGAUCACCUUCUUAUAAUUCUGUUCCACUGAGUUCUUCAUUAUUGAGUUUUCCCAUGAAUCAAAGCACUGAAAUGUCUGUCAGUAGUUUCCCUCUUGGAAGCACUCCAGGUAUAUCCAGUAUCACAACAAAAGGCUCGUUUCAAGAGGAAGUUACUUCUGGAAUGAAAGGACCUGGUGGAUUUCCAACUUAUGAUAUUUUUAAUGAACUACAUCAUCACAAGUCCCAUGAUUGGGACAUAACAAACCCAGGCCUGACGUAUAAUGCCUCCCAGCAUGCAAAUCCUUUACAAGGUAACAUUGAUGUUUCACCAUCAGUUUUAGUCCAUCAGGGCUUUUCUUCUACCCAACAGACUGGACAAAGCAGAAAUGCCACUUUGACUGGAAAAAAUAGGUUCUCUCUGGGAGAAGGCUUGGAACAAGGUAAUCUCCAAAGUUCUGGACAACACCUCAAUACGCUUCUUGUUGACAAUUCAAUAAGGGUUAAGGCGGAAAGAAUUCCUGAUGCAAGCUCACAGACUAACUUCUUCACAGAGCAUUAUGGACAAGAGGAUCUUAUGAGUGCACUUCUGAAACAGCAGGAAGGCAUUGGACCAGCUGAGAAUGAGUAUGACCUUGAUGGAUAUUCUUUGGACAACAUUCCUGUUUAGAACAGACCCUUGCCAGUUCUUUCUGAUUGCAGUUGCUAGUGUAAAUAGUUUCUGUUGCACAUGCACCGUAUCAUUUUGCAAUUAGCUGUUUUGGAGCUGUUCGACAAACAGAAUUUGGUUGAUGUCAAAUAUUCAGACUUCUGGGAGUAGCAUGCUAUGAUGGUUUUGCCUGGAAAAGUAAUGGAUCAAGAUGAAUCAACCACGAAACUCAACUGCAUAAAUGCACUAGGCAUGUGCAAUUUUUGACUGCCUAUUUAUUAGCAAAAUUCAUAGCAAGCUUCUAAUUUUAGGGUGUUCUUGAAGGUAUGUUGUCUUAGGGAAGAAUUUCGGAAGCAAGGUUUUGAUACAUCUGCAGACUCGUAGGAGCAUUUUUAACGUCAAUAACAUAUUAUGAAAAAAAAUUUCUUUUGUUACUUUUGCAAUUUAUGUUCUUUAAAGUAAAUUACUUCCGUAAGCAUGUAAAUAUUUCAUUUGGUUGCUUAAGACAUUUGGUCUCGUUAUUCUUUUCUAGUUGUUUAUGUACUUAGAUACUUUUGUGCUUUUAUGAUUCAGCUGUAGUUGAUAUGCUUUGUUCAUUAUGUUAUGCAUUCUUUGUACAUGAACUUGAUUCGGUACUCU
Messenger RNA from Gastrolobium bilobum, 2900 nucleotides. RefSeq names its product two-component response regulator ARR2-like. The record is from RefSeq and is a predicted model, not a curated record. The transcript has 6 exons. Bases 243 to 2282 code for a protein of 679 amino acids. Gene Ontology annotation, biological process: phosphorelay signal transduction system; cytokinin-activated signaling pathway. Gene Ontology annotation, molecular function: DNA-binding transcription factor activity; DNA binding. NCBI's taxonomy places the organism in Eukaryota, Viridiplantae, Streptophyta, Magnoliopsida, Fabales, Fabaceae.